GUUUGUACGGUCUGAUCUAACGCGCUGGAGGGUUCGAAUAUAAAGACAGACGAGGACGCUCUCCGUCGCUCACCCUUUCUUCCCCUCCAUCACCUCGCUGCCAUCGUCGUCGCCGCCCUCGCUCUUUUGCGACCCCCCGCCUAAACUAGCCCUUUUGGGUCUUUCCCCCAUCUCCCUCGCCCAGUGCGAACAAUCAACUUCAUGUCGGACAACAACGUCGAGAAAGAGGCGGGCCCCCCUCAGGAGUCCAGCCCUGUAGUAGACUCUCAAGAGCCCGAGAAGAGGAAGAGGGAGUACAAGGACUUUGGUCAUGAAGAAGAAGGCCCUACUCGUGAGUAUAUGCGCUUUUCCCAGACAGCCGGGAGCUCAUCUCUGUUAUCGCUUCCAGAUGCUAAGGUGGAUAUGGAAAAGAUCCAACUCAAGGCCGAGGAUCUCUACGACAAGGAAAAGGUCGACCUAGAAACUAUCGUCGUCGACGAUGUCUUCAAACUGCUUCAGACUGACGAGAAUGGGCUCACUACUGAGGAAGCCCAGCGUCGUCUUGAGAUUUUCGGUCCUAACAGACUUGAGGCCGAGGAACAGAACCCUUUCCUUCAGUUCCUCAGUUUCAUGUGGAAUCCUCUGUCCUGGGUCAUGGAAGCCGCCGCUCUGGUUGCCAUCGCUCUCUCCAACGGUGAGGGUCGCGCCCCUGACUGGGAAGAUUUCGUCGGUAUCGUCCUCCUUUUGUUCAUCAACUCUGCCAUCGGUUUCUACGAGGAGCGCAAUGCUGGCAAUGCUGUCAAGGCUCUUAUGGAUUCCCUCGCCCCCAAGGCCAAAGUCAAGCGUGACGGAAAGUGGCAGGAGAUCGAGUCUGCUGAGCUUGUUCCCGGUGACAUGAUCUCUUUUAAGAUCGGUGAUAUCGUCCCCGCCGACUCUCGUCUUACCGAGGCCAUCAACGUCUCCAUCGAUCAGGCUGCUUUGACUGGAGAGUCCUUGCCUCAGAGCAAGAAGACUGGUGACCAAUGUUUCUCUGGCUCUACCUGUAAGCAGGGUGAGGCCGAGGGCGUUGUCAUCUCCACCGGCCCUAACACUUUCUUCGGUCGUGCCGCCUCGCUCGUCGGUCAGGAUGACGACACUACUGGUCACUUGCAAAAGAUUCUUGCUCAAAUCGGAUCCUUCUGCUUGGUCGCCAUCGGUAUCUUCGUCAUCGCUGAGAUCUUCGUCUUGUACGCCGGUUUCCGUUACAGGUACCGUCGUGGUCUUGACAACAUCCUCGUGCUCUUGAUCGGUGGUAUCCCCAUUGCUAUGCCCACUGUUUUGUCCGUCACUCUCGCCGUCGGUGCCCAGCAAUUGGCCAAGUACAAGGCUAUCGUCACUCGUAUCACCGCCAUUGAGGAGUUGGCUGCUGUCACCAUCCUUUGCUCUGAUAAGACCGGUACACUCACCACUAACAAGCUUACCAUCGAUCGCAACACCGUCCGCACUUACGGACCCUUCUCCGCUGAGGAUGUUAUUCUCCUCGCCGCCUAUGCUUCCCGUACCGAGAACCAGGAUGCCAUCGAUCAGUGUGUCGUUGGUGCCCUCGGUGACACUGCUCGCGCUCGUGCUGGUAUCAAGCUCCUCGACUUCAAGCCCUUCAACCCUGUCGACAAGCGUACCGAGAUCACCUACCGUGAGGAGGCGACUGGCAAGCUUAAGCGUGUGACCAAGGGUAUGACCGGUAUCAUUAUCGAGCUCUGCACGCGAAACAAGACCGAGGAAAUCGAGAACCGUCUCGAGGCCGACGUCGAGGAGUUCGCUCAGCGCGGUCUCCGUGCUCUCGCAGUCGCCUACGAGGAGGUCGACGGUGAUGAUCCCGAGGGCGAAGGUAAUGGCUUCGAGCUUAUUGGUCUUCUUGCCAUCUUCGACCCUCCCCGUGAGGAUACCAAGCAGACGAUCGAUGACGCUAUGGCACUCGGUGUUAAGGUCAAGAUGGUGACUGGUGACCAGCUUGCUAUCGCAAAGGAGACAGGCCGUCGUCUUGGUCUCGGUGACCAUAUGUAUCCUGCCAAGGUUCUCAAGGAAGGCCCAUCCCCUGACUCGAAGUUCAGGUCUCUUGACGACAUGAUCCUCGAUGCUGACGGUUUUGCUGGAGUCUUCCCCGAGCACAAGUACGAGAUCGUCAAGCGUCUGCAGGGUCUUGGUCACCUUUGCGCCAUGACUGGUGAUGGUGCCAAUGACGCUCCUGCCUUGUCCCGUGCCAACGUCGGUAUCGCCGUCGAGGGUGCUACCGACGCUGCUCGUGGUGCCGCAGACAUUGUCUUGACUGAGCCCGGUCUUUCCACUAUUGUCCACGCCAUCCGCGGUUCUCGUAUCAUCUUCCAGCGUAUGCGUAAUUAUUCAAUCUACGCUUGCGCUGUCACCAUCCGUAUCGUUGUCUGCUUUGCUAUCCUCGCGUUCGCUUUCAAGUUCGAUUUCCCUCCAUUCAUGAUCCUGAUCGUCGCUCUUCUCAACGACGGUACCAUCAUGACCUUGUCCGUCGAUCGCGUCUUGCCAUCGAGCACUCCAGACAGUUGGGAUUUGGCAGAGAUCUUCGCCUACGCUGUUGCGUAUGGCAUCUAUCUCACCUUGUCUACCAUUGCACUUGUCGCCAUUGCCAUCCGCACGACAUGGUUCUUCGAUGCCUUUGGCGUUACCCUCACGAACGGUGCCACGUCCGCUGCCGGCAAUCACAAUGACCCUCAACUUCACAUGGUCGUCUACCUCCAAGUUGCCAUUAUCUCGCAGGCUCUCAUCUUCAUCACCCGUUCGCAUAGCUUCUUCUUCAUGGAGCGCCCUUCCUUCGCCCUGAUGUUCGCGUUCGGUCUGGCUCAACUCGUUUCCUCCAUUAUUGCUGCAUACGGUGACUGGGGCUUCACCCAGAUUCACAGUAUCUCUGGUGGCUGGAUUGGUAUCGUCUGGGUUUGGAACAUUGUAUGGUUCCUUCCCCUCGACCUUGUUAAGUUCGGGAUGAAGGCCACGAUCAUCAAGUACCUCCGUGAACGUCACAUCAAGGCUCUCGCGAAGGAGACUGCGGAAGGUGUCCCCAUCGUUCGCACUCAGUCUCGCGUGGCGUCGAUCAAUGAGAGCCUUUACAGGAAUCGUGUGUCCUUCAUUCGUCGCGCAGCACGCAAGGUUGGGUUUGGUCAAAAGGUGUCCGUCAGGCCUGAGGAGCUGCAACGAUUCAGCAGCAUCCAGGCAGCACGCACUGGCGCCACGCUCGCUCGUCACCCCUCUAGAACUGCUCAGGCAGCAUAGACAGUGCAGCGUAAUAGACGAUCCGGCCCCAUACGCCUUCACCUUCUCCCUCAAUUUCAUGAUAUCUCAAGACUCGAUGCAGCAGCCUGGUGUCCAACACUCCCUAUUUGUACCUUUGUCUCGUAAUUUCCCUCCGCUUGUUGUAGCUUACACCUGGAUACCCACUCGCUUGUCAGUGUCAGCCUUUACCGUAUCGUGUUAGUUCUGCAAGAGCAAGAGUAGGUUGGCGUUCUGGUCGUCUUGUCAGGUUCGCUCGCUCCCAUCAUAAUAGACUUCUAUACAUAUAUUCUUCGAUUUUGUUUUACGUUUUGACGUGUUUACGACCUUGGGUAUGCGUUUCUUCACUCUCGUAUUUACCAUGACCAUCAGUAGCGCGUAGCACAGGCAACCGCAAGACGAUCCUUACACUAAUAUUUUACCGGAACACACAAAACUAAUAGACAUGUUUCCUGUACCAUCGUUAAACCUCUGCAAGACUGCUGUCGAUUGAAUGC
Somion occarium is the source of this 3749-nucleotide messenger RNA. Lineage: Eukaryota; Fungi; Basidiomycota; Agaricomycetes; Polyporales; Cerrenaceae. The record is from the annotation of a GenBank genome assembly.